Messenger RNA from Sorex fumeus (smoky shrew), 1828 nucleotides. RefSeq names its product potassium inwardly rectifying channel subfamily J member 14 (gene KCNJ14). Gene Ontology annotation, biological process: regulation of monoatomic ion transmembrane transport; potassium ion import across plasma membrane. NCBI's taxonomy places the organism in Eukaryota, Metazoa, Chordata, Mammalia, Eulipotyphla, Soricidae. Gene Ontology annotation, cellular component: plasma membrane. The coding region runs from base 285 to 1589 and encodes 434 amino acids. The transcript is spliced from 3 exons. The record is from RefSeq and is a predicted model, not a curated record. Gene Ontology annotation, molecular function: inward rectifier potassium channel activity.
AGCUCCCUGGUGGCCGCCCUGCUCCUGGCCCCCCUCCCUGCUCUCCUCUGCCGGCUCCCGCAGCCUCCUUGGGCCGGGCCCAGUGCCCAGCCUGGCUGCCCUCCCUGGCUCCCUAAGACAGCUGGGCCGGCCCCGCCCCCAUCCCCUCUGCCUGCCUCUGAUCCGCGGUGUCCCCGGGUUGCCAGCAGAGGUGCAGUGGCGGCGGCAUGGGGGGAGGCCGGCAAAGCAGGUCCGGGGCGGCGGUCGCCCCCUACUAGGCCGCGUGGAGGGGGCGACCCCGCCCGAUGGGCUUGGCCAGAGCCUUACGCCGCUUGAGCGGCGCCCCGGAGUCCGCAGAGGGCCGGGCAGGCGACGAGGAGGCGGCGGGGCCGGGGCUGUGCGGCAACGGGUGGGCUCCGAGCCCGGGGGCGGCCGCGGGGCGGCGGCGCGGGCGCUUCGUCAAGAAGGACGGCCACUGCAACGUGCGCUUCGUCAACCUGGGCGGCCAGGGCGCGCGCUACCUCAGCGACCUGUUCACCACGUGCGUGGACGUGCGCUGGCGCUGGAUGUGCCUGCUCUUCUCCUGCUCCUUCCUGGCCUCCUGGCUGCUCUUCGGCCUGGCCUUCUGGCUCAUCGCGUCGCUGCACGGCGACCUGGCCGCGCCGCCGCCGCCCGCGCCCUGCUUCUCGCAGGUGGCCAGCUUCCUGGCCGCCUUCCUCUUCGCGCUGGAGACGCAGACGUCCAUCGGCUACGGCGUGCGCAGCGUCACCGAGGAGUGCCCGGCCGCCGUGGCCGCCGUGGUGCUGCAGUGCAUCGCCGGCUGCGUGCUGGACGCCUUCGUCGUGGGCGCCGUCAUGGCCAAGAUGGCCAAGCCCAAGAAGCGCAACGAGACGCUGGUGUUCAGCGAGAACGCCGUGGUGGCGCUACGCGACCGCCGCCUCUGCCUCAUGUGGCGCGUGGGCAACCUGCGGCGCAGCCACCUGGUGGAGGCCCACGUGCGGGCCCAGCUGCUACAGCCUCGGGUGACCCCAGAGGGCGAGUACAUUCCCCUGGACCACCGGGACGUGGAUGUGGGCUUUGACGGGGGCACCGAUCGCAUCUUCCUCGUGUCGCCUAUCACCAUUGUGCACGAGAUCGACGCAGACAGUCCGCUCUAUGAACUGGGUCGCGCAGAGCUGGCCCGGGCUGAUUUCGAGCUGGUGGUGAUUCUGGAGGGGAUGGUGGAGGCCACAGCCAUGACCACCCAGUGUCGCUCCUCCUACCUCCCAGGCGAGCUGCUAUGGGGCCACCGCUUUGAGCCAGUCCUGUUCCAGCGUGGCUCCCAAUACGAAAUUGACUACCGGCACUUCCAUCGCACAUACGAGGUCCCAGGAACACCAGUGUGCAGCGCCAAAGAGCUGGAUGAACGGGCAGAGCAGGCAUCUCCAAGCCCCAAGUCCAGCUUUCCAGGCUCAUUGGCUGCAUUUUGUUAUGAGAAUGAACUUGCUCUGAGCUGCUGCCAGGAGGAAGAGGAGGAUGAGGAGGAUGAGGAGGGUGGGACGGAGGCAGAAGACACAGCCACUAGCCCCCGAAUGCUCACACCCACCCUUGCACUCAGCCUACCUCCAUGACAUGAGCUCCUUCCUCCUCCCCCAUAAGGUCCACCUUCCCAGAGACUGCAAGCUGGAGGGAUGGGAGUGCUUUCUGGGGCCAGGCUAGGUACUACCACACACAGACAAAACAAUGGUGGAGUCCAUUUCAGCACAUGAGGUUCUGCCAUGCCUAGGAAAAUCGCCAGAGACAUACUGAACCUUAAUUUCUCUGCAUUCUGUGUUCCCUCCUGAGAACUCUCCUCCCCCUGACAUAACUU